This is a messenger RNA of Anguilla rostrata (American eel), 3756 nucleotides long. It is a transcript of the gene kif3a, whose product is annotated as kinesin family member 3A. The coding region runs from base 187 to 2295 and encodes 702 amino acids. The record is from RefSeq and is a predicted model, not a curated record. Gene Ontology annotation, cellular component: microtubule associated complex. Gene Ontology annotation, biological process: mitotic spindle organization; microtubule-based movement; spindle elongation. The transcript has 17 exons. Lineage: Eukaryota; Metazoa; Chordata; Actinopteri; Anguilliformes; Anguillidae. Gene Ontology annotation, molecular function: ATP binding; microtubule binding; microtubule motor activity.
AAGGGGACAAAACUCUGCACAUGCUCAGUUUAUCAGGGGAGAAAAAAUGGUCUUUUAAAUGGGGUUGUAGAGCUCUGUUGACUGUGAUUUUGUCAAAUCACAUAACGUACAGUUCAGCCUGUUUUAUUUUGGCAGUGGAUGUCUGCAUAUUCCAUUGUAACAGCUGAUUCUUCUUGAUUUCUAAACAUGCCGAGUAACAAGCUGGAAAAACCCGAAAGGGAGGUCAGUGACAACGUUAAAGUGGUGGUGCGAUGUCGGCCUCUCAAUCAGAAGGAAAAAAUGAUGGGUCACAAGCUGUCGGUGUCAGUGGAUGAGAUACGAGGGACAAUAACAGUCAAUAAAUUAGAAACUCCCAACGAACCUCCAAAAACAUUCACAUUUGACACAGUGUUUGGACCCGAGAGCAAACAGCUGGAUGUUUAUAAUCUAACUGCCCGACCUAUUAUUGACUCUGUUUUGGAAGGAUAUAAUGGAACAAUAUUUGCCUAUGGCCAGACAGGGACGGGUAAGACAUUCACCAUGGAAGGUGUCCGAGCAGUACCGGAGCUGCGAGGAAUCAUUCCAAAUUCAUUUGCUCAUGUAUUUGGCCACAUUGCCAAAGCAGAGGGUGACACCAGGUUCUUGGUGCGGGUGUCUUACUUGGAGAUUUACAAUGAAGAAGUGAGGGACUUGCUCGGCAAGGACCAGAUGCAGAGGCUAGAGGUUAAAGAAAGACCGGAUGUGGGAGUCUACAUAAAGGACCUGUCUGGAUAUGUGGUGAACAACGCUGAUGACAUGGACAGGAUUAUGACACUUGGACACAAGAAUCGUUCGGUCGGAGCGACUAACAUGAACGAACACAGCUCACGAUCUCACGCCAUCUUCACCAUCACAAUUGAGUGCAGUGAGAAGGGAAUCGAUGGGAACCAGCAUGUUCGGAUGGGCAAACUACACCUGGUAGACCUAGCGGGUUCCGAGAGGCAGGGAAAAACGGGAGCAACAGGACAGCGUCUGAAAGAGGCCACGAAAAUAAACCUCUCUCUCUCCACCCUGGGGAAUGUCAUUUCUGCUCUGGUGGAUGGCAGAAGCACCCAUGUGCCCUAUAGAAACUCCAAACUCACCCGCCUCCUGCAGGACUCACUGGGAGGAAAUUCUAAAACGAUGAUGUGUGCAAACAUUGGGCCUGCUGACUACAAUUAUGACGAGACCAUCAGCACCCUGCGCUACGCCAAUCGAGCCAAGAACAUCAAGAACAAAGCUAGGAUCAAUGAGGACCCGAAGGAUGCCCUCCUCCGGCAGUUUCAGAAGGAGAUUGAGGAGCUCAAGAAGAAACUGGAGGAAGGGGAGGAGAUCUCUGGUUCGGAUGGGAGCGGAUCGGAGGACAUGGAGGACGGCGACGUGGACGGAGGCGAGGGAGGGGAUAAGCGCCGGAGACGCAGAGGAAAGAAGAAGGUCUCACCUGAUAAGAUGGUUGAGAUGCAGGCAAAGAUUGAGGAGGAGAGAAAAGCUUUGGAGGCCAAACUAGACAUGGAGGAAGAAGAGAGGAACAAGGCACGUGCUGAACUGGAGAAAAGAGAGAAGGACCUGCUCAAAGCACAACAGGAGCAUCACCUGUUGCUGGAGAAGCUGUCGGCCCUGGAGAAGAAGGUGAUUGUGGGGGGAGUGGACCUGCUGGCCAAGGCUGAGGAACAGGAGAAACUGCUGGAGGAGUCCAACAAUGAGCUGGAGGAGCGGAGAAAGCGUGCGGAGCAGCUGCGGAGGGAGCUGGAGGAGAAGGAGCAAGAGCGUCUCGACAUCGAGGAGAAGUACACUAGUUUACAAGAGGAAGCCCAAGGAAAGACCAAGAAGCUGAAGAAAGUUUGGACCAUGCUAAUGGCAGCCAAAUCAGAGAUGGCAGACCUGCAGCAGGAACAUCAUCGUGAAAUUGAGGGGCUGCUGGAGAACAUUCGGCAGCUGAGCCGCGAGCUGCGCCUGCAGAUGCUCAUCAUUGACAACUUCAUCCCCCAUGAGUACCAGGACAUGAUUGAGAACUAUGUGCACUGGAAUGAAGACAUAGGGGAAUGGCAACUGAAAUGUGUGGCGUAUACUGGCAACAACAUGAGGAAACAGACCCCAGUGCCUGACAAGAAAGAAAAAGAUCCAUUUGAGGUGGACCUUUCCCAUGUGUACUUGGCAUAUACAGAGGAGAGCAUGAGGCAGUCACUCAUGAAGCUGGAGAGGCCUAGGACCUCCAAGAGUGGUAAAUCCAGGCCAAAAACAGGCAGAAGGAAAAGGUCUUCAAAACCUGAGGCUGUGAUCGAGUCCCUUCUGCAAUAACACUUUCAUGGAGAAAGAUCACUACUGCAACCUCAACAUGUUACUGAAAAAACCAAGUCUAUGAAAGGACUCCUAUCAAAAAUGAAAAAGAAAAAAUUGUUUCAUGGCAUGCAGAAAGGAAUUACAUGUAUGACUUGGCAUUCUGAACUCAGCAAGACACCGGGGUUUCAUCCUAUAGCCAACAAUACGAGCCAGCCAGACUACUAGUGUUUUCCAUCCGUAGUGCUUUGAUCACUGAAUGACACCAAGAAUCAAGCAGGGGAAAAUUCUUGAAUGUAGUGAUUGUGCAGUUUGUGCAUUGUGAUAACGUAUUUGUUCCCAACUAGAAUGAAGAUUGAGGAAUGAAGGAAUUCCUGAGGAUCCAGUUUGGUUUACUGUAGUUUCCAUGCUUUGGGCUGGAUCAUUGAUUGUUACGGGUGCCAGGAUUGAGGCUUACUGGGCACAGAUUGCAUUUUUCAAAUAUGCAUGUAUGUAUGUAUACUUUGCGUGGAAUGAUGAAACGAUUUCUCAUUUUUGAUUGGAAAUUACCUUUAAAACCUGCUAAAUUCCCACAGUAUAUAAUACUAUUCAUAUGCCAGUGUCCCUGUUAAAGGGUUUCCCUGUUUACUGUGUAAAAUAAAACAAAUGGAAACACAGGACAAAAGCUGAAGUCUUAACACUGUUUCAGGGUAUAAUUUAAAUAGACCCACACUUUAGCCGGGGUGACUCAGCUUCUUUAUGUAAAAAUGUCACGUGUGUGUGUGUGUAUAAAUAACAUGAGCAACACAGUCUAUUACUCUGCAUAAUACUACUCUUCCACUCUAAAUAGUUCAUAAUUUUGAGAGCACCAUGACUUUCUUCAAUGAAUUGAAGCUGGGUUUACUCUUCAUUUCUUAUGUACCAUGUCUGUUGCUGAAAUUUAUGAAAAAUCCUGUAUAAAAUGCAAGAAUUACAUGUUUUUGCUCAGUACAUUUAGAUUGAAUAGAGCUCUAAAGAAGCACUUUAAUGGCCAGCCUACAUUGUCUUCUGCAGAUGCUCAAACCACUCUGAUGGACUGGAAAUGAUCUCAGUCUUAGUAAACAGAAGACCAAGGGUAGGGCUUUGUCCUUGUAGUAGUUUGGUCUUAUACUCUAGAAGGCUUGGAGUAUAAAACUCUUCAGCACUGUAAAAGUCAUACACAUUCAGCCAAUGGCAGUGUGAUAGUUUAAAAGUUGGAUUUGAAAUGGAAGCAAAUAGUGCUUAAUACUUAAUUUAAUGGUAUUGUAAUUUGCAUGCUAUACAGUUACUUAUGUGAGGCCAUUUGUCCCAGAUGAAACACUAAUGUACUUUUUUGUGUUUAAAUGUCGUCUCUUUGAUGUUCUGUAGUCUUAACAUUUUGACCAACUAUAAUAUAAAAAGGUAAAUCUUCCUACAUUGUAUGUCAAAUGUUUACAUGUACUGGUCCCCCACCCAAUUAAUGUAGGUAAUAAAUUAUUACACACC